AUGUGGGCCACGGUCGCGGUGGGGGGAUACGACAAUGUGUUCCUGUUGAUCGGCAGCGGAGAACAGGCUCCCUGCAUCAUGUGGCUUACUCUGGCGAUGCUUUGUGUAACCCAGUGCCAGGCCUACCCGGUUUGGUCUUCAGUCGGCAUGGUGUUCUGCCUGGCCUGCUCUUCGCUCACUUGGGGGCUGGGCUUAGCCAUGGCGCCCGCCGUUUUGGUGCAGUUUUAUUUGCUUGAGUCCCCGUCGCUUCGCAGUUCUGGCUUGCGUUGGAAAUGGUUCUUGAUGUGGGCAGGCGUAGUUGGGUUGAUCGCUCUGGUGCACUUGGUUUUGAGAGCCGUGAACCAAGAUCCCACAACGGCAGGCGCGAUGGCGUGGAAUAUGCCGUGGCGAUUUGUGGUUCAAUUCGCCGCGGCUUUCGGCAACCUGAUCGGGUUUUCGCACUCGCAGGCAAGCAGUUCCAUCGCCCUGAAGGUGACAUUGGUUACGCUGCUGCUCGCCGCUGCGUUUUUUUACGGUGGGAAUUCACGACGCGUCCUCUGUGUCUUUCUGGCGGCCACGGUGGGUUACGUCGCGGUGCUGGUCGUCUUUCGUGCCGAUCGUGACUUGUUCGAUGGACGUUACCUCUACGUUCCUUCGCUGCUCUGGUGUGUUGUUGCUGGCGUUUUUGUUGGCGGGGUCUAUCGCCACCGGCGGGCGUUGGGAAGAAAGUUGCUGGUGGCGUGUGUGAUGCUGGCCGGCCUCUUGCACGUUUACCAUCAAAGAGCAAUCGCUGGGGAGGCAAGAGCCCAGUUCGAUCAGUACCUGACAAUCACGGAAGAGACGCUUGAAGGCUACAAGGCGCUGCUUGUUCAACUUGAACAACAGGCGCAGCUUUCUGGAAAUGCCGUGCGUUUGCCGGAUUUCCCGAUAGUGGUGCCCCCGAACUUCUAUCCCACCUACUUUCCUUUUUCGGCCUGGGUUGCCGUCGUUCGCGACGAGCUGCCGCAAGGAGUCGAACUCUUGGAGCCCGACGAAUUGACGCCCCAGGAGAUAGAAUCCGCUGCGACGUUUCUGGAGAGCCUCGACUUGCUCCAGGCCCGACAGGCGGCGCAUGCCCUGCGUACCGCCGUGCCCGAUAGUAGGAGUCUGAUGUGGCUUUCAGAAUUCGCACAGCAGCACGAAAUUGUCAUCUUAGUACCGAACUUCACCUUCGCUUAUCCGGAGCUGAAUCUGAGCUAUCCGGUGAUACAGUGCUUAUCGAACGCGUUUGAUCAAUCGCUGCCCGGGUUGAGGGUGGUUUCAGUGGACGAUGUUCCAAAAGCAGAACUGUCUCAGCAGCUCGAACUGCUCGAGGCCAGUCCAGAUCGAGAGGCGAUGUUUCAAUGGGCCGGGGGAUUCGGCGGCUUGGCCCUGUGUGGACUCUUGGGCUCUUGCAGUCGCUCGACAAAUAACGACCGCGUUGCCCUUUCUCCCCCUGUGCCCUCGAAGGCGAAGCACGUCGUGUUCUUGUACAUGGACGGCGGGCCUUCACAGAUGGACACUUUCGAUCCCAAGCCCCGGCUCGACAAAGAUCACGGUAAGCCGAUCGCCAUGGCGAAGGUACCGGAAACGCAAUUCCGGAUCGGCAACAUGGUGAUGAAGUCGCCCUACAAGUUCAAACAGCAUGGGCAAUGUGGAGCCUGGGUCAGCGAUAUCUUUCCCGAGGUUGCCACCUGUGUGGAUGACUUGGCGAUCAUUCGUUCGAUGGUGGCCGAAAACUCGGAACAUACGGCGGCCAACUAUUUCAUGAACACGGGCUGGCCCAUUGCUGGGCGCCCCAGCAUGGGGGCCUGGGUCACAUACGCCAUGGGCUCCGAGUGCGACGAACUGCCGGGUUACGUCGUGCUCGACACCGGACAAAUGCCAUUAGGCGGGGUUGAGUGUUUCAGCAACGGCUUUCUACCGCCGAUGUAUCAGGGCACGCUCCUCCAUCGGGGCAACUCGCCGGUGCCCGACAUUCGCCCGUUGGAACCAUCGACCGAGCUGCAGACCGCCAAGCUGGAACUGAUCCAACAGCUCAACGAGCGGCAUCGCAAGCGGAUGGCGUCGCUCGGCUCGGCCGAACAAAUCGAAGCCGUGAUUGCCAACUAUGAAACCGCGGCCAAGAUGCAGCUGGCGGUGCCCGACCUUACCGACAUCAGCGACGAGACCGAGGCGACACGGCAGCUCUACGGGUUGGAUCGACCUGAGACCGAAGAGUUUGGCCGGCAGUGUCUGCUCACCCGACGUCUUAUCGAGCGGGGCGUGCGGUUCAUACAACUACUGCCGCCUUCGCUACCAGACCACAACCACUGGGACCAACACACCAAGUUGGCUCGCUACCACCGCAGCAACGCCCAGGCGGUCGAUCGCCCAAUCGCCGGGUUGCUCAAAGAUCUCAAGCAGCGUGGCAUGUUGAAUGAAACGCUCGUCAUCUUCGGGGGUGAAUUUGGGCGAACCCCCAUGGCCCAAGAAAUGCCGCACGGCGAACAUGGCCGCGACCAUAACCCGUUCGGUUUCACGAUGUGGAUGGCCGGCGGCGGAAUUCAACCCGGGCUGACCUAUGGUGCGACCGACGAGUACGGCUACUUCGCUGUCGAGAAUCCGGUCCACGUCCACGAUCUUCACGCGACGAUUCUGCAUCAACUAGGCCAGAAUCACGAACAGCUGACCUAUCACCACGGUGGCCGCGACUAUCGCCUGACCGAUGUCUACGGUGAAGUGGUUCACGACCUGAUCAUCUAG
Messenger RNA from Cladocopium goreaui, 2742 nucleotides. Lineage: Eukaryota; Dinophyceae; Suessiales; Symbiodiniaceae. The record is from the annotation of a GenBank genome assembly.